AUGGUGGCCGGUGUGAGAUUGUUGGCGUGCGGCCGACUGGCAGUCCGAGCCGUCUUCUCGGCCACGGCCCUCGAUUUGGGCUCCUCCAUCGGGCCCGAAGCGUUGGCCGCCGGAGCCGGACAGAAACGCGGAUUUUCGGGAAGCGCCGGCGCGUCGACGGCGAGCGGAAAGAAUGCGGAAGCGGCGGCGAGUUCGGCGACCAGUUCACAUGUUGAAAAUGUUAUUGCGAGUUGUGCUGGAUUUCCCAAGGUUUGUGUUGGCAUUUGGAGCAUUUUGAGCACAAAUAUGGUCAUUUUUGGACUCAAAGAACUCCGGGAAACUUGAGUUUUCUAGAUUUUCAGCUAUAAAUCUUGAAAUUUCCAGGUUUCCUGAGCAUUUUGAGUCCAAACUUGAUGAUUUUUGGGCUUAAAAAACUUCGGGAAAGUUGAAAUUUCCAGAUUUUUAUCUGAAAAUCGUGAAAAUUCAAGGUUUCCUGAGCAUUUUGAGUCCAAACUUGAUGAUUUUUGGGCUCAAAACUCAGGCUAAAAAUCCAGAUAUUUUUUCUGCAAUUUUUCAGUCUGAAACUAGACUUUCAGAUACAACUACACUCUAGUUUGAUCCCAAAAUCAUAUAUAAUUUCCAGGACAUGCUAAAUGGUCCCUCAACAGUCCUGGACAAAGGCGGAUAUGGUGAUGAUGCUUGGUUUAUUUCAAGGUUCAAGAAUACAUUUGUAGUCGGUGGGUUUUUGACUGAAAUUUGGCUGAAAAUCAUGAAAAAUGAUGAUUUUUGCCUUAAAGUUCGUGAAAAUUCACAAAAAUCAAUAAUUUGUAGGUGUCGCUGAUGGUGUUGGUGGUUGGCGUCGAUACGGAAUCGAUCCUUCCGCCUUCUCGCGUCGACUAAUGAAGGAGUGCGAAAAACGUGUGGAAGUCGGCGAUUUCGAUCCGAAAAGGCCCGAAAGUUUGCUGGAUUUUGCGUUUACAGCGACGGCGGAAGCGCCGCGGCCUGUUGGUGAGUUGGCAGCGGAAAAUUUGGGAUUUUUUGAGACCAUUUUCGCUUUGAGACCCAGAAAAUCGUGAUUUUGAAGGUUCUGAAGCGAAAAUUCAUGAAAUUUGAAUAAUUUUCGCUUUGAGACCCAGAAAAUCGUGAUUUUGAAGGUUUUGAAGCGAAAAUUCAUGAAAUUUGAAUAAUUUUUGCUUUGAGACCCAGAAAAUUGUGAUUUUGAAGGUUUCGAAGCGAAAAUUCAUAAAAUUUAAAAAAUUAGACCAAAAAUUGUCAAAUUUAGGCUCAAUCUUCAUCUGAAAUUUUUUUCAAAUUCCCAAAUUUUCAUAAAAAUUUCCCAGAAUUUUAGACAAUGUUAAUGAAAUCUCUAGCAGAUUUUGACCCGCUGAUCACAAUUCCAUUCUCAAAAAUUACUUAGCUCAACUCUGAAUUUGAGUGGAAAAGUUUGGAGGUUUCACAUGGCUUUAACUAGAUUAGAAAAAUAGUUAAAGCCCUGUGAAGCCUCCAAACUUUUCCACUCAAAUUCAGAGUUGAGCUAAGUAAUUUUUGAAAACGGAAUUGUGAUCAGCGGGUCAAAAUGUGCUAGAAAUUUUAUUAACAUUGUCUAAAAUUCUAGGAAUUUUUAAUGAAAAUUUGAGAAUUUCAAAUUUUUUGAUAUAACUUCAAACCAUUUUUAGCCUAAAUUUGACUAUUUUUGGUCUAAAAAUGCCUGGAUUUCCAGAUUUUUAGCUGAAAAUCUGGAAAAUCCGGAAAAAUAGGGCUAUGGCAUACCUAGUCUCAAAACAACCCAAAAAAAUCUUCUGAAUUUUUUUAGCUGGUCAAAAUCUACCCCAGGAAAAAUACGUUUCAGAAAAUUUUGAAAAUCUGGGCUUCACGUGUUUUUCUGCUUAUGCCAUUCUCCCACUAUCUCAAAAAUUCUGGAGACCUCCAAAAUGUAUUUUGUUUUCCAGGUUCCUCAACAGCCUGUGUUCUUGUCGUUCAUCAAGAACGACUAUAUUCGGCGAAUUUGGGCGAUUCCGGCUUCAUGGUUGUGCGAAAUGGUAAAGUUAUAUCGAAGAGUCGCGAACAGGUGCACUAUUUCAACGCGCCAUUUCAGCUCACUUCACCUCCAGAUGGUGAGUUUUUUGUUUGAAAAAUUCGGAAUUUUUUGAGUCUAGAAAAGUCUAGGCUUGAAAAUUGCGUGCUGAAAAUCAAGUUCCAGCUCGAAAAUUCUUAUUUUUCAAGCCUGGGCUCAAAAAAUCCGUAUUUUUACAGUUUAAACGAAAUUUUGACCGAAAAUUCUGAAUUUCAGCCUUAUUCCAUCUAAAAAUCAAUAAUUUACAUCAAGGACCUAGAAAAUCGUGAUUUUUGAGGUUUCGAAACAAAAAUUCUUCAAAUUUCAUGAAUUUUCGCUUCGAAACCUCGAAAAUCACGAUUUUCUGGGUUUCAAAGCGAAAAUUCAUAAAAAUUAACGAAUUUUCGCUUUGAGACCUCAAAAAUCACGAUUUUCUGGGUCCUAGGAUGUAAAUUAUUGAUUUUUCGAUGGAAUAAGGCCGAAAUUCAGAAUUUUCGAUCAAAAUUUCGUUUAAACUGUGAAAAUACGAAUUUUUUGAGCCCAGACUUGAAAAAUUAGCAUUUUCGAGCUGAAACUUGAUUUUCAGCACACAAUUUUUCAAGCCUAGACUUGUCUAGACUCAAAAAAUCCCAAAUUUUCAAGCCCCCGACGUUUUAAAACCCCAAAAAUCCCAAUUUUUCUCUAGGCUAUCAAAAUUUCAUUGGCGAUAAGCCAGAAAUGGCGGACCGUGAUGAGUUGGAUGUGAAAAAAGGUGAUAUCAUUAUUUUGGCCACCGAUGGAGUUUGGGAUAAUUUGAGCGAGACCCAGGUUUUGGAACAAUUGAAAAGUUUGGAUGCCAAGAAGCGGAAUGUUCAAGAGGUUGGUGUUUUUUUGGGGGAAAUUUUGGAUUUUUAGAGCCUAACGGGCAAUUUCUAGCAUUUUUUGGGCCUAGGCUUGUUUAGGCUCAAAAGUCUGAAUUUUUUGGGCCUACACAAGCCUAGACUCGGAAAACGCGAAAUUUCUAGCAUUUUUUUGGGCCUGGGCUUGUUUAGGUCCAGAAAAUCUGGAUUUUUUGGACCUAAGCAAGCCUAGACUCAAAAAACUAGGAAUUUUGAACUGAAACUAGAUUUUCACCUCGAAAUUUCUAGUUUUUUGAGCUGAAAAUUCAAUUUCAGGUCAAAUUUCCUGGAUUUUGAUCACUAAGUUUUUCCCUUUGGUUUUUUAAAAGUUUCCCCCGUAAAAAAUCAAGGAUUUUUAUGGGUUUUCGGGAGAAAAAUAAUUAUUUUUGUUGUGGGAAAAUAGGAUUUUUAAGAAUUUUAUUUGUAAUUAAAAAUUGGGCGAUAGAAAUUACGAUUUUUAAAAGGCUAAACAGGAAAAGCCUUGAAAAUUUGGGAAUUCGGGCUAAAUUAGGCUUUGAAAAAGCCUGGGCUUGUUUAGACUCGAAAAACUGGAUUUUUUGAGUCUAAACAAGCCUAGACCCGGAAAAUCCAAGAAUUUCAAGCCUGAAUUCGAUUUUCAGCACAAAAAUGUGCAUUUUUCGAGCCUAGGCUUGUUUAGGCUCAAAAAACUCGAUUUUUUGAAUCUAAACAAGCCUAGAUUCGAAAAUCUAGCAAUUUUCAGCCCAAACUCGAAGUUCAGGGCUUCUUUAAACUCAAAAAAUCCCAAAUUUCAGGUGUGCAACUCAUUGGCUCUCACCGCCCGUCGCCUCGCCUUCGACUCAAAUCACAAUUCACCAUUCGCCAUGAAAGCCAAAGAGCACGGCUUCUCGGCUCCAGGCGGAAAACCCGAUGACAUCACUUUGGUUCUACUGCUCAUCGCCUAA
Caenorhabditis angaria is the source of this 3833-nucleotide messenger RNA. The record is from the annotation of a GenBank genome assembly. NCBI's taxonomy places the organism in Eukaryota, Metazoa, Nematoda, Chromadorea, Rhabditida, Rhabditidae.